AAUAAUAAGUGCAUAACACAUCUUUCUCAACAAGUACGUUGUUGAGAGAAACUUUUGGUGUUUGAUGUCUUUCGUUUCUGUUUAACGGCAUGUCGCCAAGCUGGCAAAUUCAUAUAUAUAUAUUUGGUUCAUUUUCAGUCGGCUGCUGGGAUAUGGCUGUGUUUUUUCUCUCACAAUUACUGACUAACGCUCCCUAUUAUUUCCACAUACUUCAUUGAGCACAUAUUCUCCAUGGUAUCUCUUUCGUUGUUUGCCACCUUGGCUGUUCUCGGUCUUAUCAACGCUGAUGCUGCCCCUGAAACAAAUGACUCGCCUACCAACGUUGUCUAUGCCGCUAACUUCAACGAUGCAAUUGCUGGCUCAGUCAAAUUCUCAAGCAUAAACGGGACUGUCCUUGUGGACGUAGACAUCAACAAUUUACCUGCUUCUGGCGGGCCUUUCGCAUACCAUGUACACGAAAUGCCUGUUCCAGCAGACGGCAAUUGUGAAGGAACAUUGGGACACUUCAACCCAUACAGCGGUAUUCAAAAUGCUGGAUCUUUGGCCGAAUUUGAAGUCGGGGAUCUCUCGGGGAAGCAUGGGGUCAUAAAUGGCAGCUCUCUUCGUGAAAGCUACAGCGACCAGUUUAUUUCACUAAACCCCGGGAACAGGGCCUUUGUGGGAGACCGUUCGAUCGUUGUGCACUACGCCAACAUGACUAGACUCGCCUGUGCCAAUAUAGUCAGGGAAGACCUUGUUGCUCCAGUAGAAAAACGCCAAUUGCGGGUGAGAUAUUGAGGUGUUGUACGAAGACACUCAUUGGUGCUUCUUGAGCUAAUCAUCUGAUCAGUUCAAGGCAGUUUUUAAGAUUUCCUUCUCGGAAUUUGGUCGAUAUGUUUGUCGUUAUGUCGCAUACAAUAUGCUCCAAGAUAUAGCCA
Metschnikowia bicuspidata var. bicuspidata NRRL YB-4993 is the source of this 917-nucleotide messenger RNA. RefSeq lists its product as uncharacterized. Gene Ontology annotation, biological process: superoxide metabolic process. The record is from RefSeq and is a predicted model, not a curated record. The transcript has a single exon. The coding region runs from base 460 to 777 and encodes 105 amino acids. Lineage: Eukaryota; Fungi; Ascomycota; Pichiomycetes; Serinales; Metschnikowiaceae. Gene Ontology annotation, molecular function: metal ion binding.